Messenger RNA from Stegastes partitus (bicolor damselfish), 1303 nucleotides. RefSeq lists its product as uncharacterized. The coding region runs from base 290 to 898 and encodes 202 amino acids. The transcript is spliced from 4 exons. Lineage: Eukaryota; Metazoa; Chordata; Actinopteri; Pomacentridae. The record is from RefSeq and is a predicted model, not a curated record. Gene Ontology annotation, molecular function: protein binding.
GAAGUGGCAGCCCCAGGUGCAGAUACAAUGUGGGCCUGCUGUGUCUGCCUUCACAAACAGGGGAAAGUACCAUGGACUUCUUGGUUAUACAGAUACCGAGGGCACGGCAGAACGCAGUCGACGUUAAAACAUCCUCAUCACAUGUACACUCUGACAUCAGGAAGCGCACACAGCUUAGCUUUGGUGCACAGCAGAGGAAACUCAGGACCUGCGCAGUCGUCAUUUCUUAUCAUUUGCCUUCUUGCGCUCCCCAGGCUCAGACUGCUCUGAACACUGCUGUCGACUGACGAUGCCACAGCCCAACCAGCAUUCCCUGGUCUACAUCCUCCUGUUGUGGACCACCAUCAUUUCCAUAUUCCAGGUUGUGUUCACCAUCCUCUUCUUCACAGCUGGACGUAAUGGCCUGUCUCAGAACAGUAGCGCUGUGGAACAAGAGCACAUAAUGAAAUCCCAGCAACAUAGUACACUUUCGCCCCCUUCCAAGGAUAGGCUGCACUUACCGAGAGGCAAAAUGCUCACCUUUACAGCUAAAGGAGCCAAAAUUCCAAUUGUAUGGGGCUCAAAAAAUCCAAAUCCAGGCGUGGUCUCGGCAACAGGAAGCAGACUGAGUAUAAAGGAAGAUGGAUACUUUCUUCUAAAUCUUAAGGUGACACUGAUUCCAUGUCAAGAAACACAGGAGUCUGACAAUUUGGACCACACUGUGAGUCUGAAGUGGACUAACAAAGUUAUUCUGGAAGGUUGGAUCAACACAAAAACAAACAGCACCGGCGUACUCAGCAAGAUAGAGGAGAUGCCCGCAGGAGGGACACUGAUGGUCAACAUCAGUCCAGCGGACAAGUGUAUUAACACCACUGAAUCUGCAACCCACCUCGAUAUCAUCUACAUGGCCAGGCCUUAGAUGCAGUCCUGGUGACACAUGCCUGCAUUCUGAAUCCUUGGCAUGUUCCAGUGUGCAUGUCCAACUCUGGAACCUUCUCUGUAACCAACCUGUGUACUUAUUGUUCUCUUGAGACUGAACUGCUUUUGCCUUCUGAUCACCAGAUCAGCAAACCACACAAGUGUCUUACUGCAGUCAGAGAAGUGUGACGUCACAGAGAAUGAAUGUAACAGAACAGCUAGAUUUAACAUAAAAGAGUGUUUUUUUCUCACAGGCGAGGUAAAAACCUCGCCCCUUAUAUUUACUAAAAAAAAAGAAAAAUCCUCCUAAAAACAAGAUUUACAAUUAUUAACUGUAUAUACAGUCGUCCUCAAAUGUAUUCAAACCCUUCCAUUAUAGAAAAGGCAAAAUUCACAAUAGUCACUC